Molecule: messenger RNA, 1500 nt
Organism: Empidonax traillii (willow flycatcher)
Lineage: Eukaryota; Metazoa; Chordata; Aves; Passeriformes; Tyrannidae
Gene: GHRH
Product: growth hormone releasing hormone
Exons: 7
Coding region: 164-682 (172 amino acids)
Biological process (GO): positive regulation of multicellular organism growth; positive regulation of growth hormone secretion; adenylate cyclase-activating G protein-coupled receptor signaling pathway
Cellular component (GO): perikaryon; extracellular region; terminal bouton
Molecular function (GO): neuropeptide hormone activity; growth hormone-releasing hormone activity; growth hormone-releasing hormone receptor binding
Source: RefSeq, a predicted model, not a curated record
UGUCCUCCCUGCUCAGCACAGUGCGGGGGGCACAGAGCCAGCAGCUCACAGAGGCAGCUCCAGAGGAGAAGUUGUAUUUGCAACAGGGGAAGGAACACCUGGGCAGGAGCUGAUCUAGGAAGUGCCUGUCAUCUACAGGAACGGUGACUCCAAGGGGUGGAAGAUGCUGGAUAAGGCCACCCUGCUCCUGUUCCUGCAUUUAGUUGCAUGCUCCAUCUCCUCUCCUCUCUACCCAGCUCUCAGGUACAGUCCAGGGCCAGUUGCUGGCAAGGCCCUGAGCUUCCAGCUACAGCACAGCAGCCCACUGCAGAGCCAGAACCCCUCGGCAGAGGAACAGGAGGAGGAGGGUUUGUUAGCAGACCCCACUGAGAAAAGGAUGCAGCGCCACGCCGAUGCCAUCUUCACCGACAACUACCGCAAAUUCCUGGGGCAGAUUUCCGCCCGCAAGUUCCUGCAGACCAUCAUUGGCAAGCGGCUCGGAAGCAGCAGGAGCAGCCCAGGAGAAGGGGUGCAGGAGUUCCUGACAAGGCGCCAGUCUGACAGCAUCCUCAUGGACAGCCGCUACCACCACCAGAUGGUCCUCAGGGACUUCCUGGGAGCCAUCCUGCAGAACCAGAGGCCUCAGGACAUCGACAGCAGUCGGUUAGAAGGCUUUCCCAGCACCCUGGCCAAGCUCAUGUAAAUACUUCUCCCUUUUCCAUCUCCCCACGCUCUGAAUAAUUCAGAGCUCGUGGACCUGAUGUACAGUGAGCCCUUGACAGCAGUGAAGACGUUGCCAGAUGUGAGCAGCUGGAAACUGAUGCACACUCUCCUCAGCCGUGAUCAAAGGAGUGCAGUGCUGAUGCACUACUUCAUUCCCUUCAGUCUUGCCAAUGUAACUCCCCUCUCUAAAUACUGCUCUGUGCUGAUCAGAAAAACCCACCUCCAUGCUUUAACCUCGGGCUGCUUUACACACAGACUAAAACAACCCAUACACUUGUAAUCCUGGGGACAUUCUACCGACUAAUUAAGGCUUUCAAAUCACCAAGUGCAGCAAAAUUUCUGCCAAGUCAUCAUUCUGUUUGAGGGCCUGAUUAAUAAACAUGAGGCCACCAAAAGGCACCUUUAGGCGACUCAGUAAAUUGAUUACAGCCUCCUCCAAAUAGAUGCUGAUGGCACAACCACACACAGAGCUCGGAGCAGAGCGAGGUGAGACAUGAACCCACACGUCUCCCACCCACCAGAAACACUGCCGUGGGCUGCUGCUGCUUCACUCCCUGACACAGAGCCCUGGCAGCAAAACUGAGCUCUGAAAGCCUCAGCCACGGUUACUGCUCAGCCUCGAGGUGUUCAAACUGAAGCUACAGCUCUGCGAGAGUUCAAGGAGACCCCUGUGCAUCAGAUUGGGCUCUCACUGUGUUUAAACUCAACCUCCUGCUGAGUGCCAUCCCAUGGCUCUGAACUCCACUGUGACCAGUUACAACUGUAAAUGUUUUCAAAGGAUAAGUUAUUAACCCAGUG